Molecule: messenger RNA, 1173 nt
Organism: Monascus purpureus
Lineage: Eukaryota; Fungi; Ascomycota; Eurotiomycetes; Eurotiales; Aspergillaceae
Source: the annotation of a GenBank genome assembly
AUGGCACCGCAUAAUCUCCGGUGGGGUAUUCUGGCUACGGGGUGGAUUGCAUCUGUCUUCGUCAAGGACCUCCUCAUCAACCCUGAGCUUCGUUCCAGCUCCGACGUCUCUCACACUGUUGUUGCCGUUGCCUCAUCUUCAUCUAAGGCCAAUGCGGACAAGUUCAUUAGGGAGACCGGUAUCCCAGGCCCCUGCGCUUCGUACGGUUCGUAUGAAGAGCUCGUGGCAGAUCCCAACGUCGAUGUUGUGUACGUCGCAACGCCGCACUCUCACCACUUCCAGAACGUGAUGCUCGUUCUGGGAUCAGGAAAACAUGUUCUCUGCGAAAAGGCAUUCACUGUUAAUGCGACACAGGCGAAGAUCCUGUGCGAAACGGCUAAGAAGAAGAACCUGUUCCUCAUGGAGGCUGUCUGGACUCGAUAUUUCCCGCUUAGUGUACAAAUCAGGGAGCUCAUCCGGAAGGGUGAGAUUGGUGAGGUCCUAAGGGUGGUCGCGGAUAAUAGCUUUGGGGACGAUGUCGAACAGAAAUGGGGAACAAAGCAUAGGAUGGUGAAUAAGGAUUUAGCCGGAGGGUGUUUGCUUGAUUUGGGCAUCUACUCUCUAACCUGGGUUUUUCAAACGCUAUAUCACACUCUCCCACGAGAACAGAGGAAACCUCCAUCCUCUGUCUCCGCGCACAUGAGUCUCUACCAUCUGACUGGUGCAGAUGAAGCAACUAACAUCCUCCUCACUUUCCCAACCAGCACACCCUCCAAUAGCGCUCCCCCGCACCAGUCUCACGCCGUGGCCAUGACCAACCUCCGGAUUGCCUCAGACCCGGGUCAGAACCGCUCAUCAGGUCCCUCCAUCCGCAUUUCGGGUACAAAGGGCGAGAUCCAGGUCUUUGGCCCGGCUUUCCGACCGGAGAAGUACAAGAUCAUCCCGGCCAGGCAAGAAGGGCAGGAAACGCCGGCCGUGAAAGAGGUCGAGUGCCAGUUCCCUGGGAAUGGAAUGGGUAUGUACUGGGAGGCGGACGAGGUUGCUCGUUGCAUUCGCGACGGCAAGCUGGAGAGUGAUACCAUGCCCUGGGAAGAGAGUAUUGUCAUCAUGGAAGUCAUGGAUGAAGUGCGCCGCCAGGGAGGAUUGACGUAUCCGGAGAAGAUCGAGUCGACUGCCUAUCCUGUACAGAUGUAA